Messenger RNA from Vanrija pseudolonga, 1308 nucleotides. RefSeq names its product LIN1-like protein (gene SPBC83.09c). The record is from RefSeq and is a predicted model, not a curated record. Lineage: Eukaryota; Fungi; Basidiomycota; Tremellomycetes; Trichosporonales; Trichosporonaceae. Gene Ontology annotation, cellular component: U5 snRNP. The transcript is spliced from 3 exons. The coding region runs from base 1 to 1308 and encodes 435 amino acids.
AUGCCAGUAAAACGCUCGGGAGGAGCACCGUCGGGUGCCCCUAAGCGAACCCGCUUCGCCUCUCCACCUCCCGCAGCCGGCCCGUCGACGACUAGGUCAUCUGCCGAGCUGGAUGACGAGGACCAAUUCUUGGACGCCGACAUUACCGAGUCCAAUCGCAAGGCCAAGUCACGGGAGAAGCGUGCGCUCCGCGACCAGGAUGGCUACGGUUCAGACUCGUCCAACGAGGAGGGCGAGAGCGUUGUACCGAGCCGACGACCAGGCGCCAAGGACGACGAGGACGACGAUGUCGACAUGUUUGCCGAUGAGCCCGCCGAAGACGACAAGGGCAAAGGCAAGGGCAAGGCGAAGGAGAAGGAGUUUAUGGACCUCAACGAGAUCGAGGGGCAAGAGUUUGGGCGCCGUAACAGCAACGACGACGACGGCGACUCGGAUAGCGAUAUCGAUGAGGCUAAGAAGAAAGCUGGACUGGACGGCGACAUGGGCGUCGAUAUCACCCCGUUCAACAUGAAGAACGAGAUGCAGGAGGGCCGUUUCACUGCCGACGGCGAGACGUACAUCGAGAACGACAAGGACCCUCACGACAAGCAUGACAACUGGCUCGACGACGCCAACAAGGACGCCAUCAAGAAGGCGCGCAGGGCGCAUCGCGAGCGGGAACGUGUCGAGCGUGAGAGGGAGCAACGGGAGGCGGACAUCGAGGGAGCGGCGGAUACCGAGGAGAAGGAACACGCCCUCCUUCGCCAGGCUGUCGACCUCAUGGAGCGUGGAGAGACUGUGCUUGAAGCCCUGCAACGUCUCGGAAAGGACGUUGAGACGGCCAAGAAGAAGGAGGCGGCUGGCCCGAAGAAGAGCUGGGCCGAGCGACAAAAGGAACGCAAGGCGUUGAUGGCUGAGAAUUCAAGCGACCCAACACAUACGGCCAACCCGUUCACCAACCUCUCCAACAUUGUGUCGUCCCUCUCCGCCAUCAGCAACCUGGACGUGUACUCGUUAUCGCGUGAGGCUAUCCAGCGCAUGCUGCCGAGGGAGCAGCCGAGUGCGGAAGCAGCCCCUACCGCGCCGCGCCCACCACCAGACAACCGGCAACUUCAGUACAGAUUCUCGCUCAACUAUGUGCGCACGCUACCUGAGGCGCAGCGCCCUGUUGAACGCGAGGUGUUUGGCCCAUUCCCAAUCAUGCAGCUACGAGGCUGGAAAGCCACCGGAUUCUUCGGACCGAACUGCGAGAACAUUGAGUUGCGGGUGGUCAAGCCGGACGAGGGGGACCAGCCAUGGGGAUCGUGGGGCGAUAUCAUCGGUGCAUAG